Coccidioides immitis RS is the source of this 423-nucleotide messenger RNA. RefSeq lists its product as uncharacterized. The record is from RefSeq and is a predicted model, not a curated record. The coding region runs from base 1 to 423 and encodes 140 amino acids. NCBI's taxonomy places the organism in Eukaryota, Fungi, Ascomycota, Eurotiomycetes, Onygenales, Onygenaceae. The transcript is spliced from 4 exons.
AUGACUUCAUUUGCUAUUUCUAGUCUUGCAGUUUUAAAGAUACAGACAGUCUAUCUAUUUGUUGCAGAAAUUCUGAACAAUCAAACUAAGAAGUCAGAGUUAAGUAAUGCAGUAAGUCUUUCAGAUAUCUCUGAUACUCUGUCUGAUACUCUAUCUGAUACUUAUUCUGAACCAGAAGAUAUCAGAGUGCAGAAGAUUAUACAAGAAGCAGUGGCAGCUCUAUUCAUGAAAUUAGUUGAUAAUAAUGAAUUACAACAGUAUGAAGAGCCUGAAUCUGAAUUCUGGUUACAGACUAUAUUAUAUCCAGUGCAUCUGAAAGUCUUACAGAUUUCUGAAGACAUUAGUAUACUGAGAUCUCUACUAUUGGGGCUGAGCAUGUUAAAGAAGAAAUACAGAGCUCAAUUCUCUAUACUUUCUAUCUAA